This is a messenger RNA of Anarrhichthys ocellatus (wolf-eel), 8464 nucleotides long. RefSeq names its product trinucleotide repeat containing adaptor 6Ba (gene tnrc6ba). Gene Ontology annotation, biological process: miRNA-mediated post-transcriptional gene silencing; positive regulation of nuclear-transcribed mRNA poly(A) tail shortening. Lineage: Eukaryota; Metazoa; Chordata; Actinopteri; Perciformes; Anarhichadidae. The coding region runs from base 550 to 7203 and encodes 2217 amino acids. The record is from RefSeq and is a predicted model, not a curated record. Gene Ontology annotation, molecular function: nucleic acid binding. The transcript is spliced from 22 exons. Gene Ontology annotation, cellular component: P-body; nucleoplasm.
AAGAUAAAGUUGAGAGCGGCGGUUGAGAGCGGUUAGAGGCUAAUUUUAAAAUAUGCAUUUGUGAAGGCUGUUAACCUACAAUGCACGGACAGCGGUACAAAGUUUGACUGUCAAAAGUUUAUGAAGGUCAGAAUGAGGUUUUUUUUAAUUCAUCCCUCCCGGCAGGAGCCAGCCAGUCAGAAGAAGGCUUCCACGCAGCUGCCACAGGCCAUUGGAGACGCUUCAUGCUCAGCAGCAAAAUGGCCGCCCGUCAACCGACUGACUCCACAGCGCUUUGAAAUUUAAAUUCUUCUGCACAUUAGGGUUUACACUAUUACAACGUUAGUACUUAUUUACAAACCAGUAGCUUAGUGCGCGUGUAUUUGCAUCAUCUGCCACUUACUUGACUGUCCGCUCAGGCGUCGCUGUUCUUGUAGCCUCGACGAAUGCCUCAAAAAGCUAAAAAAAGAAAUCGCACUGAAGCACUUUAGCUAAGCUAGCUAGCACGCUAGCUUUUCUUCAUAUGUGAUUCCAGAGAAGAACGGAGUAUCAGGACAGGAGCAGUAGUUCAUGGAAGACAAGAAAAGGAAAAAAGACGACAAAAGGAAAAGGGAAGCCUCUCAGAAGGUCACAGAACAAAAAAACAAAGUGCCAGACUUGACCAAGCCAGUGUCUGCCCAGUCUCCUGCCACUCAGAGCAGCUCUGCCUCCCCCAGCCCUGGACCCACCCCCUCUGCCUCCCCAUCCCCAGCCACCUUGGGCCCUGGCAGUGCUGCCUCCCCGUCACAGGGCGGCAACAAUGCCAAGCGCCUGGCGGUGGCCAACGGACAGCCCACCUCCACAACCAUUUCUUCCUCCACCGCUGGCGGCCCCGGUGCUGCUGGAAACGGCAGCGCAAGUAGCGGAGGCGGAGCCCAAGCGCCUCAGCAGCAACCGCGCUACAUGCCGAGAGAAGUGCCGCCGCGAUUCCGCUGCCAGCAGGACCAUAAAGUGCUACUGAAGAGGGGUCAGCCGCCACUGUCCUCCAUGCUGCUGGGAGGGGGAGGGGGAGGAGGAGGAGGAGGGGAUGGCCCCAAUGCAAACAUGGCUGCUGUCUCAGAUUCUGGUGCAGCUGCCGCCUCAUCAUUGGCCCCCACCUCAUCAUCAGUUGCUGCUUCUACUACUACUUCAAAUUAUGCAAAUUCCAUGUGGGGGGCAAGCUCAGGCAGCCAGGUCCCCUCUCAGGGCAGGGAGAAGGUGAUCGUUGAUGGCAACGACCUGGAGGAGUGGCCUAGCAUCGCUGGCAGUGAAGGGGUAGGAGCUUCUUUCACUGGGGCUGGAGGGGGCAGCAGCAACAACGGAAUUCCUGUGAACAGCAUUAGUGCCUCUGGCAACCAAUCCUCACCCACUUCCUCGUUCUCUUUGCCCAAUGAAUGUAUGCAGUCGUCCAACGGUGUGGCGUGGGGGAUGGCUGCCUCCCAGGGUCAUCUUGGAGGAGGGAAUGUGGUAGCUGCAGCUGGGUCUCUGCUACAACAGCCCUCUUCACUUUCCAAAGCCUCCGCUGUGCCAGGGAGCCAUGAUGCCAGUGGCCCCGUCGACGGCAGCAGUGGGAUUCCAGGUGCCAACUUCAAUCCAAAUGCCAACCCUUUGGCCUGGCCUGCCCUGGUGCAGCAGGAUGGGCCCGCUGCUGCAGGGGAAGGAGGUCCGUCUUCCUUCCAUCCCCAGGGCCCUGGGGGGUCUUUAUCUGCCAACUCUGCUUCCCUGAGCCUGGCGGUGGGAGGCGGGGCAGCCGGAGUGCUGGGGGGUCACCCACCUUUAUCUGUGAAUCAAUCAAGCACCCAUCAGCGGCAACUUCACCAAAUGCAAUCCAGAGACAGAGAGAUGGGAGGGGGGAAGUGGGACAGCGAAUCAGCGGGACCAAAAAUCGCAGGGGGGGAAGGGAUUGGGGGAGGAAUGGACCGUGGUGUGGGAGGAAGCGAGAUAAGUGUGGGAGACCACAGCCUUGCCUCCUCAUGGAGAGGCCAGUCUUCUUACUCUGCAGCUAACUCCAAAAUGGGUGCCUCAAGGACUGAUGGGUGGGAGGGUGGAGGAGGUGGCACAGGGGGAUUCGGAGCUGCUGAAGGAGAUAAUGGGACCUCGGGUUGGGGGUAUCCGAGUUCCACUAGUGGGAUUAAUGCUUGGGGCAGUGCUGGAACUGAGGGAAACAGUAGUCAAACCUCCGGGGUAUCUCAGGGAGGGUGGGGCUCAUCAGGAGUAGGAGGAGAGAGAGGAGUUUCUGGUGGUGAAUGGGGUGGGAGCUCCACUGGUAUUGGUGGCGCCAAUCCAGGAGGUGAGGGAAUUGGUGGAGCCUGCAGCAGUAACAGCAGCAGUAGUGGGGGCAGCACAGCUGGCAACCCCCCUGCCACCUCUUCCUCUUCCUCAACAGCCACCACUAUGACCAGAGCUUGGGACAAUCAGAAGGGGGAGAGUGAAACGGGGGAAUGGGGUGGGGGAGGAGAUGUACAGGGAGCACAGGGAGGAUCUUCAUCUAGUGGUGGAAAUUCCAGAAAUGGGAGCGGGCCUAACAGUAGACACAGUCGUCCUCCCCUCCCUGCACCUAAUGCUGAAGAUGCCUUAGAAAACCUGCUCAGCCGGUCUGAUCUGGACCCUCGGGUCCUAUCCAACACCGGCUGGGGCCAAACACAGAUCCGACAAAACACGUCCUGGGACUUUGAAGAACGUGGAGGACAGAGUAAAGGUAGAUCUUCAUCAGCGACAUCGAAACACACAUCUUCUCAUGGUGGUUCUUCUCAGUAUUCUGGUGGACCCAGGACUCUAAUCACUGAUUCUAUGGGUCCAGGGGUCAAUCCCUCCCUGGUUCCAUCUGCUGGGUCCUCCAGAGAGGGCUGGGAGAGCAGCAGCAACAGUAGCAGUAGUGGGGCCUCUCUGUCUGGGAGAGCCCCACAAAAUUCAGGCCCCAACAUGAGGAAUCUUGGCGUCUCACAAUCUGGGCCAGUGACCACAACGGGACCCGGAAUGGGGUCGGGGGUAAUGCCAGGACAUAGCCAGCAGGGUAAGGCUACAGGCUGGGGUGGAGGAGGGACGGGGGCUGGGGAUGCCCAGCAGGCCAAGGGCUGGGGAAAUGAGGAAUGGAGAGACGGCGGCGGCGGUAGUAGUAGUAGUAGAAGUAGUAGUAGAGGAGGAAAUGGAGGAGGAGGAUGGGGUGAUCCUGGGCAACAGGGUGACUCAGUGAGUGGAGGCUGGGGAGGAAAUAAGGAGGAGAAAGGGGCAGGGGGGUGGAAAGAAAUGGGAGGGAAUGGAGGAGGGAGCGGGUGGGGAUCAGGACAGAAGGCUGGGGCAGGUAGGGACUGGGGAGAGCAACAGUCCAAAUCAAAUAGCGGAGGAGGGGGAUGGGAGGAUGACAGGAAGAAUGGAGGAGGAGGAAACUCAGGUGGGGAUUCAGGUGGGGGUAGUUGGGGGAGCUGGGACGAAGGUGCUCCUCGGAGAACCUGGGGAGCCGGUGGCACAGGGGGGGGAGGAGGGAGUGGAGGAGGGGGGGUGGGUGUUGUUGGGGGCAUGGGGUCCAAACCCCAUCAAAGUUGGAGUGGAGGAAACAAAAUGCACCAGAUGCCAAACAGCCAGCCGGGCUCCAUCACAGGCCCGCAGGCACAACUGCAACAGCAACAAUCACAGCCCCGCAAUCAGCAUCCACAGCGACAGCCAGCGAUGGACCAAGGGGCUAUGCAAGGGGUCGGGGGGAGGAAACCCACCUCUCAAGCCCAGAAUCAGAACCAAAGCUCAGGCUGGACCUCGGGACCCAUUCCUGGUAGCUCUGGAGGAGGUGGAAGUGGAUCUGAACCAAGCGGCUGGGAGGAACCCUCCCCACAGUCUAUAAGCAGAAAGAACGAGAUAGAUGAUGGAACAUCAGCAUGGGGAGACCCAACCCAUUACAACUACAAGCCGGUCAACCUGUGGGAUAAGAACAGCGCCCCUGCUGGGCAGCAGCCACAUGACCAGCAGCCACAGAGCCAGGCUCCGGCUAAGCAGCAACAGCAACAGCAACAACAACAACAGCAACAGCAACAACAACAACAACAACAGCAACAACAGCAACAACAGCAACAGCAGGCUCCUCCAAUACAACAGCAGCCUAGCAGGCAAGCUGCAGCCCUUGGAGGUAACCGAGACUUCAACACUGGCCAUGGACCUGGAAAAACUUCAGCUAUUGGUCCGUCAGGUUGGGGUGGUACUUCUCCAACUAGUCCUACAGCGGACAAUGGCACCGGAGCUUGGGGAAAGACUACUGACGCACCUACUGGCUGGGGAGACCCUGAAGAGGCCGGAGGGAAGAACACGGGCUGGGGCAACCCUCCUCCCAACCCCAUCAAAUCUGGUUCAAAGUCUAUGCAAGAUGGCUGGGGGGAUAAAGAGGCCUCUGUGGCUGCCUCGCGUCACUCAAGCUGGGAGGACGAGGAGGAGGGAGGCGGAGGCGGAGGCGGAGGCGGAGGCGGAGGCGGAGGCGGAGGCGGAGGCGGCGGCAUGUGGAACAACAGCUCUGGCUCCCAGGGAAGCAGCUCGUCUUGGGGACAGGGAAGCAACAGUGGCUGGGGGCAGAGCCACCCGGGGAAGAAGCCCACCAACAAGGGUCCAAUGAAGGUUGGCGGAGGAGACUCGUGGAUGAGCCCGAUCAACAAACAGUUUUCUAACAUGGGGCUGCUGAAUGAUGAUCCCAGUAGCCCGAACAUCGACCUGGCUCCGGGUUCUCUCCAGGAGAAGAAGAUGGAUAUGGAGAAAAGAGCCAUGGGGAUGGGGAUGGGAAUGAAUGAUUACAAUGGAGACCUAAGGAAGGGAGGAGGAGGAGGAGGAGGAAGAGGAGGAGGAGGGGGGAUGGCUUAUCGUCCACCUGGUUCCAAAGAGGCAGCACCUGGGGAUGCUGGGUCCUACUACGACAAGACCUUGCCUUUGACCAAUCAGGAUUGGUGCCUUGGGGAGGAGGGUCCUAGCUCUCUGUACUCACCACCCACUGUCUACAAGUCCCAUUCUCUCUUCAACCACAAUAUUCCCUUUAGACAAGGCAGUCACAGUAUCUUUGGCAGUAGUGGAGGGAUGGCUCAGUCAAGACACCAGCCAAGUGUCCCACCCAUAAACCAGUCCCCAGGGAUACGAGCGCAAGUGCCUCAUCAGUUCCUGUCACCUCAGGUGCCAGGCUCCGUGCUGAAGCAGAUGCCCCCUCCCAGCGGGAGCGUGGGGGGUGUUGGUGGAGCGGCAGGCGUCGGGGGAGGUGUGUUCCCUCCACAGCUGUCCCCCCAGCAUCUUGCCAUGCUCAGCAGCAUCUACCCACCUCACAUCCAGUUCCAGUUGGCUUGUCAGCUCCUCCUGCAGCAGCAGCAGCAGCAGCCGCCGCAGCAGCAGCAACAACAACAGCAGCAGCCACAGCAUCUACUGCAAAACCAGAGGAAGUUCACACCGAAUGUGCGGCAGCAGGCUGACCCUCAACAGCUGGCCAGGAUCAUGGCAGUGCUCCAGCAGCAGAGGCAGCAGCAGCAGCAGCAGCAGCAGCAGCAGCAGGUCGGGGGUUUAGGCGGCAGCUCCAAGCUUUCCCCCUCCCACCAUGGUGGAGGUGGCGGAGGGGGUCCCAAACUGCUGGGGGCCGAUUCCCUGCCUCAUCCAGGCCUGGCGGGAUCUGUGGCUGAUCUGCACCAGAAAACUCUUGGACCAUAUUCCGGAUUUGUAUCUGGGGUGAACCUCCCAGGUCUGGACCUGGGCGGCUCUGUAGUAGGGGGUCCUGGGGGCAUGAAGGACCUCGGGAUUCAGCAAUCCCGCUUCAAAUGGAUGAUGGAAGGACACUCUUCUCCAGACACCUCAUCACCUGAGAACGCAUUCCACAAAAACGGUCCUGUCACCCCCAUGAAGAUGCCGGGGGGCUCACCCUACUCUCAGUACGACAUGAUGGUUGGGGACGGGCUGGGAGACAACUGGCAUCGCACCCCUGGCAACAAGAUGGUUACCAAGCCCACCGUCACGCCCAGCUGGCCCCCUGAGUUCCAGCCUGGUGUGCCCUGGAAGGGAAUCGACCGUGUCGACCCUGAUUCCGACCCUUACAUGACCCCAGGGAGCAUGAUGGGAAACGCAGUGUCCCCCAACCUCAACGAUACCGAGCACCAGUUGUUACAAGACAAUACAGAUUCCACCCCUCCCCUCAACACCUUGCUGCCUUCACCUGGUGCCUGGCCCUACAGUGCCUCAGACAGUCCCCUCAACAAUGCACACAACUCAGCAAAGUACACAGACUACAAGACCAGCUGGCCCCCAGAGCCCAUCGGACACAAAUCCUGGAAAGCUACCCGUGGCAGCAGCCAGAGCCAGCUGUCCCGCCCGCCUCCAGGACUAGCCAGUCAAAAGCAGCCAUCGCCUUCCCCUUGGUCUGGAGGAGCCCCUCGAUUGGCUGGCCGGGGCUGGGGCGGUGGCUCCAGCACCACUGCCUCAACCUGGAGUGACGGCAGCUCUCGGGAAAGCUGCUGGUUGGUGCUCAGCAACCUCACACCACAGAUUGAUGGCUCCACUCUGAGGACCAUCUGCAUGCAGCACGGCCCUCUGCUGACCUUUCACCUUGGCCUGACCCAGGGCACCGCUCUGAUUCGCUACGGCUCCAAACAGGAGGCGGCCAAGGCCCAGAGCGCACUCCACAUGUGUGUUCUGGGUAAUACCACCAUCUUGGCGGAGUUCGUGAGCGAGGAGGAUGUGGCUCGCUACAUUGCACAUUCCCAGGCAGGAGGAGCAGGGAGCGGAGGAACCGCAGCCGGCUCAGCAGGCUCCGGGCCGACGUCCUCCUCCGCAGUGGGGUCCAACGGUAACGGAGGGAGCUGCGAGAGAGGCGGAGCAGGAGGCGGAGCAGGAGGCGGCGGCAGCGGAGGAGGAGUAGUAGAAGGAGGGUCCUCAGCUGGAGGAGCAGGAAAUGGAGGAGCCGGGCCUUCCAGCUCCGGGUGGCAGAGUCUGGACAGCACAGGCAGCUCAUCGGACCAGUCUGCCACCCAGGGGCCCGGGCUGGGCAUCUUCGCCCAGUGGAGCAGCAACGGGACCGUGGUGGGCAGGGCCGGAGGCGUGGAGGGCGGAAGGCAGGGUCUGUGGGGGGGGAUGGGCGGGAUGAGCGGGGCCGGGUACUCCAGCAGUAGCCUCUGGGGUUCCCCGGCACUAGAUGACCGUCACCAGAUGGGCAGCCCCGCCUCACUGCUGCCCGGGGACCUGCUGGGUGGGGGGGCCGACUGACACACACACACACACACACAUUUUACACCCAAGUUGUAAUACAUGUCUCAUACUCUAUUUAUUUCCACGUAGAGAUGACAUGAAUAAAGCUCCAUUGGUCACCCAACAUUCAUACUAGACACAGGAUACGUGCAGUACAUGCACACAUUGUUUUCACACACACACACACACACACACACACACACACACAGUAAACCGCUUAACUUUAAAUGAAGACGACAGUAAAACUUGAACCGGGGGAAAAGGUGAAAUCCAUUAAACUCUUUUAGGACUCAUCUGGAUAGCUCUUUGUCUUUUUACUCCCACCAUCUGCAUUCAGAGACCCGCUCACUCAGGCAUGCACUGUAGACAGGCUCAGCCAGAGUCCUACACGUCAGCAAGUUUAGCUUUUGCUGUUUUUAGUGUGCCACAAUUUAUUUUCUUUUGUAUUGCUAUUUAAUGGUCGAAUCUCAAAAAUUUCGACUUGCAGACUGAGCCCUCGUAGACCUGGCUGGCGUACUUCUAAGUUCUCGUGUUGGAAGCUUUAGAGCGGGGGAAGGAUCAGGAGUUUGAGUAGAAUCGGGGACGGCGCCACACUACUGAGUCAAAUGGACGAUCGGCAACCUUUUGAGAUCUGGAAAAGGAGAGCGUUUCUAGUCGGUACCGGCACCGCUACCUUGGUGGAAACAUGCCAUCAACAUGGGACCCAGGGUAAAAAACAAAGAAGAAAAAUCAAAACCGAAACAACAUUAGCCAAACUUGCACUAUAUGCCUCUGGGUUUGUUGUUGACAAAUCCUCCACAAAUCCCUCCAUUUGUUUUUACUUUUUUUUUUUUGGGAAACGGCUACAACACAACUACACAGACCGUACCGGAUGACUUAAUGUUACAACAGCAGUGGCCUUGGCUAACAACCAGCGGCCGCACGCCCGCCAUGUCAGCAGCCUUCACACCUCCUCAUCAGUUACACACUGCUCUUAUAUUUGACAAGCGAAAUUGUAUCUCCUCGUUGACGUAUGUCGGUUGUUUAUCAUUUGUUUCUGUUUUAAAAGAAAAGAGAAACUUUAUGGAAAUUCAAAGAUGUCCUCUUUUUGUUUCCCCUCUUCAAACACUGACCUCGCUAUUCUAUUUCAUUUUUUUUUUUUUCUUACUCGAGAAAUCAAGUUGGUUAUUCUAUAUUGUCAUGACAUUAAUGACUAUGAUCACUUAUUUACUCGCUGUACAAGGUGCCCUCCUGCCUGCCUGUGUGUGCAUGAAAGGAGUGAUGACAGUGACUGGAGGAG